This is a messenger RNA of Belonocnema kinseyi, 1819 nucleotides long. RefSeq names its product segmentation protein Runt-like. Gene Ontology annotation, biological process: regulation of DNA-templated transcription. Gene Ontology annotation, cellular component: nucleus. The record is from RefSeq and is a predicted model, not a curated record. NCBI's taxonomy places the organism in Eukaryota, Metazoa, Arthropoda, Insecta, Hymenoptera, Cynipidae. Gene Ontology annotation, molecular function: ATP binding; DNA-binding transcription factor activity, RNA polymerase II-specific; RNA polymerase II cis-regulatory region sequence-specific DNA binding. The coding region runs from base 273 to 1244 and encodes 323 amino acids. The transcript has 4 exons.
AGAAUCCGCUCAGCCGGCACAGGGAGCGUGUCAGUUUUUGUCAUCGUCUCUCGGAAUACUACUCAUACCCUAUUUGAAAUUUUUCCGGGACCGAGAAACGCCUUUCUUUCAAAGUUCUAGUUUUCUUCGAAAGUUCUUCAGCUAUUGAUUGUGUUUUGUGAAAGUGACUCUUGACACAGUGAUAUUCCGAAUUUAAAAAGGAUUUACGGGUUUAUUGGUUUAUUUUUGGUUGUGUUAACAAACGAGUUUGAUUGUGGAAUUCGCGCCAAAGGAUGCAUCUACCGGAAGGACCAAUAGGCAUGGAGAGCUUCAGCGCCAUCCACGACACCCUCAGAGCUUGUCACGGAGACUUAGUGCAAACCGGAAGUCCUGCAAUUCUUUGCAGUGCUUUACCAACACACUGGAGGUCGAAUAAGUCCUUGCCAGUAGCUUUCAAGGUCGUUGCCCUUGAUGAUGUUACCGACGGUACCCUCGUCACGAUUCGUGCUGGAAAUGACGAGAAUUGCUGUGGUGAACUUCGGAACUGCACUGCUGUGAUGAAGAACCAAGUUGCCAAGUUCAACGAUCUGAGAUUUGUUGGCCGAAGUGGAAGAGGAAAAUCGUUUUCCCUCACAAUACAAAUCAGCACGGUGCCUUUCCAAGUGGCAACGUACACGAAAGCCAUUAAAGUCACGGUUGAUGGACCGCGAGAACCACGAUCCAAGUCGAACUAUCAAUACGGACCAGGCUUUCCUGGACUUGGACUGCUGAACCCAUGGUUGGACGCUGCCUACCUUGGUCACGCCUGGCACCUGCCACAUCCUGCACUCGUCAAAGGAUCGAUACCAAUGGCUCACACUGAUCUCUUCGCUCCAAGCUUUCCACCAACUGUGAUGCCCUCGUAUCCCUUCGCAGAUCAUAUAAAAUAUGAGUACCCACCGCUUCCACCAAAGACCACAAUGGUGAUUCCAAACAGCCCCUCCAGGACACCACCAAGGAGUCCAAGUGACAGCGGAAGUGAAUCAUCACCUGAGGAAGUCCGAAGUGCCUUUGUGCCAAUUCGCCUCAACACCCUCCCACCAGUGUCCUCAAUCACACCUUCAUCUUCUUCUCCCGAGAGGACACUACCAAGGAAACCGGAGGGAACCAGGAACGAGCUUAAAGCACCCACAGCACUAAUCAGCCAAAGGUCGAAUAAGAGGAGUCCCACCCCCACGAAAAUCUCGUCUCCACAGGUCACCAAACCAGUCUGGAGGCCGUACUAGGGUUUAUUAAAAUUCCUAGAUCCGGGAUGAACCGGGAUUUUGGAAAGCUUAAAGGCUGCUGGAAGGCUAGUGAUACGCGGCGCCUGACAUCGUCGUGGUUAUUUUAAGAACACUGUUAACAUAGUUCUUCGAUCUUGAUACGUAUUAUAAGAAGCGAUUUGCAUAUGAUGAAAUUCAAUAGAGUCAUAUGACAGAUACAAUAUACUCUUAUGUUAAUUUCGUCUGAAGAUAGUGUGUGAAUUACUUCGUAUACGGUAUUUUGACAGUGGAUCAAAAUGGAUCUGAAUUUUAACAGUGAAUCCUUCGGUUUAACGAAGAUAGGUGAUGAGAAAUUUUGUGAUGGGUCAGACCCUGGUGUAUAUUGUAAAUAUUUUUCAAAUAGAUUUGUAAAUUUUGUAAAUAUAUCAUGGACAAUAAGAUAGUGUAUAUGAGAGAGAGACUGGGAAAAGAGAGAGUGCAAAGAAAUUAUUGUGACUAGCGUCCAUAAGUCAGAGAUCUAAUUUAAUGUAAAGAGAUGUUAUUACCUAUAAUAUAGAAGAGAGGGAGAAAUAAAUGAAUCUAUGUGAAACACUUAA